AACAAGAAGUCCACGAAAUUGGUGAUAAAAAAUUGAAAUUUUUCCGAUUUUCACUUUUUUUCUUGGUCAAAUGAAGUAAUUUAUUUCGUUGUUUCGCUUUUCUUAUUUUUUAUAUAAAUUUUUAGUCAUUUUUAUCAUAUGUUAGUGACUCCAAAGUUGCAUAGUUCCUUAUUUAUACUUCAUGAUUCCUGCCAUCCAUCAUCAUUUUCGAGUCGUAACAGUUCACCUCAUUAGCAGCUUCUAACAUCAUUUCGUUUAUUAUAAAGUGAGUAAAAAUGCCACCCAAGAAAGGUAAAUCCAAGAAGAAAGAUUUCGAGAGUUCUGACGAUGAGACAAAGCCCACGAAAUCGAAGAGAAACGCGAACGAUGACAAUCUCGGUGAUAACAGCGAUGCUGAAGCUGGACCUACUAAAUCUAAACCUCAAAAAGCAUCAAAAAAGAAAAAGGAUAAGAAAAAAGAUGAUUGGUCAGAUGACUCUGAUGAAGAAAAAUUACCUCAGUCCAGCGAAACUUCCUCGAAUGUAGAAAAAUCAGCACCCAAACAAACGCAGAAGAAAAAAGCUAAAGGUAAAAAGAAAGAUGAAUGGGGUGAUAGUGACGAGGAACCGAAAACAAAUAAAUUCUUGAUCCCUGAUGUAGAAGAAGAUGAAAGCAUUCCAGUUGUUUCAGCACCAGCAAAGAAAAAAGAUAAGAAAAAGAAAGGCAAGAAAGAUCAGGAUCUUGAUGAUGAUUUGAUCGAAGAUGAAGAUGUCGAGAAUAUCGAAAAAGUUGAAACGAAGAAACAGAAAAAGAAAUCGAGAAAAACAGCUGAUGAUGAUGAUGAUGAAGAAAAUGAAGCAUUGUUAAAUGAAAUCGAAGCCGAAAAUAAUAAAGCUACUCAUUUUGUCGAAAGUAAAAUUGUCAACGAUGUUGAUAUCGAUGAACAGCUACAAGAUGAUGAUAAAGUGAUUGAACCUCCUCAGCCAACAAAUAAAGGUAAAAAAGGUAAAAAGUCUAAAAAGAAGAUCGAAGACGAUGAAGAUUACGAAAAUGAAUUGAAUGAGCUUCGUAAAGAAAUGGCCAACAAUGAUGAUUUAUUCGUUAAAAGCAGUGAACCUGAAAUUGAACCACCUGUAGCAACUGAAGAUGAUACUAGUAAAGCUAAGAAACAAGGUAAAAAAUCUAAGAAGAAAGUCGAAAAUGAUGAAGAAAAAGUUGAAAUCGAUGAUGUAUCCAUCAAAAGUAGCGAACCUGAAGCUAAACCUUUGGAAACAACCGAUACAAAUCAAGAAAAAAUUAGCGAAACCGAGAAACCCUCCCAGAGCGUUGAAGUAAAAUCGCCCAGUUCUGAUGUUAUCGAUGACGUUGUUAGUGAUUUAAAAGAAUUAAAAAUUGAAGAAAAACUUGAAAAAGAAGAAAUACCUGUUGAAAAACCAGUUGUUUCAAAGCAAUCGAGUAAGACUAAAGAGAAAAAAUCGUCUUCUAAAAAGAAAGUCAAAGAGGAAAAAGUAAAAAGCACCCCUGUGAUUACUGACUUGGAGGAUAAAGAUGUUGAUGAAGAGCCUAUUAUGGAUGAAACACUCGAUCAAUUUUCAGAAGAAACUGCGUCAAAAGAAACUAAAACAGCGGAGUCGGUCAAGUUAGAUAAAUCUGAAAUGAAAAAGUUAUCCCAUAAAGAAAAGAAAAAAUUGAAGAAAGAGAUGGAAUAUCAAAAACAAAUGGAAACGUUGACUAAAAAGGGUGGACAAGGACAUAGUGAUUUAGGAGAAAAUUUUACCGUAUCCCAGAUGCAAAAAACCGCCGGUCAGAUCGCAGCUCUCGAAUUCGCUGUUGAUAUCAAAGUAGAAAAUUUCAGUAUAUCUGCGAAAGGAAACGAUCUAUUUGUGAAUGCCAAUCUAUUGAUCGCUCAAGGAAGAAGAUACGGUCUUGUCGGACCUAAUGGUCAUGGAAAAACCACUCUAUUGAGGCAUAUCGCGUCGAGAUUAUUUCCGAUUCCUCCAAACAUAGAUAUAUUGUACUGCGAACAAGAGGUCGUUGCCGAUGAUAAUACCGCUGUUGAUUCAGUUUUGAAGGCAGAUCUUAAACGUACGCAAUUAUUAGACGAAUGCAAAAAAUUAGAAGCUGCCCAAGAAGGUGGAGAUGUUUCCGUUCAAGAUCGUUUAAAAGAAGUUUACGAUGAAUUGAAAGCGAUUGGUGCUGAUUCAGCGGAACCACGAGCCAGGCGAAUCCUCGCUGGUUUAGGUUUUUCAAAAUCGAUGCAAGACAGAGCAACUAAAAAUUUCUCGGGUGGUUGGAGAAUGAGAGUGUCACUAGCUAGAGCGCUGUUUGUAGAGCCUACGUUAUUAUUGCUCGAUGAACCUACGAAUCAUUUAGAUUUAAACGCCGUCAUUUGGUUGGAUAAUUAUUUACAAGGCUGGAAGAAAACCUUAUUGGUGGUAUCUCACGACCAGAGCUUUUUGGAUAACGUUUGUAACGAAAUCAUUCAUUUAGAUCAGAAGAAAUUGUUUUACUAUAAAGGAAAUUAUAGCAUGUUCAAAAAAAUGUACGCACAAAAAAGGAAAGAAAUGUUGAAAGAAUACGAAAAGCAAGAAAAGAGGAUAAAAGAUUUAAAACAACAUGGCCAAUCGAAAAAACAAGCCGAGAAAAAACAAAAAGAAGUUCUGACUAGAAAGCAAGAGAAAAACAAGGGUAGUAAAGUUCAAAAGGCUGAAGACGAAGAAGGCCCGAUGGAGUUACUUCAAAGACCGAAAGAAUACAUUGUCAAAUUCUCGUUCCCAGAUCCUCCUCCUUUACAACCUCCUAUUUUAGGUCUCCAUAAUGUAACAUUCGCGUACCCCGGCCAGAAACCAUUAUUUAUAACCGUCGAUUUCGGUAUCGAUCUAAACUCGAGAGUCGCCAUCGUUGGACCCAACGGUGUUGGAAAAUCUACCUUCUUGAAAUUACUCACCGGUGAUUUAGAACCUCAAAAAGGCGAACAGAAGAAAAAUCACAGACUUAGAAUCGGGCGUUACGAUCAACAUUCAGGCGAACACUUGACCGCCGAAGAAACGCCAUCAGAAUAUCUAAUGAGACUUUUCGAUUUACCUUAUGAAAAAGCUCGUAAACAAUUAGGAACAUUUGGAUUAUCCAGUCACGCUCAUACCAUCAGAAUGAAAGAUCUAUCGGGAGGGCAAAAAGCUCGAGUAGCGUUAGCUGAACUUACUCUUAUUGCUCCCGAUGUCAUUAUUUUGGACGAACCUACGAAUAAUCUAGAUAUCGAAUCGAUAGACGCUCUCGCUGAUGCAAUUAACGAUUACAAAGGAGGAGUUAUAAUCGUGUCGCACGACGAAAGACUGAUUCGUGAAACUGAAUGUUCGUUGUGGAUUAUAGAAGAUCAAUCGAUCAAUGAAUUAGAUGGUGAUUUCGAUGAUUACAGAAAGGAAUUACUGGAUAGUUUGGGCGAAGUGAUAAACAAUCCUAGUAUCGCUGCUAAUUUGGCUGUUCAACAAUAAUUUUUUAACCUUAUUGUUUUUUUUUCUCGAAUAAACGUUUUUACUGCGAAUAAAAA
Molecule: messenger RNA, 3526 nt
Organism: Planococcus citri (citrus mealybug)
Lineage: Eukaryota; Metazoa; Arthropoda; Insecta; Hemiptera; Pseudococcidae
Product: ATP-binding cassette sub-family F member 1
Exons: 10
Coding region: 276-3470 (1064 amino acids)
Molecular function (GO): ATP hydrolysis activity; ATP binding
Source: RefSeq, a predicted model, not a curated record